AUUUCAUCGAAAAGUUUUUCAUUGCGAUUUUUGUUCAGAGUGUCGCAACUAAAAAUCAAAUCAGCAAUCAACCAGGCAGACAUCAAAGCGCCGCGAAUAAACUUGCUACUUUGAGUUGCUCUAGCUCAAACAAACGCGUGGCUAUUAAAAGGAAAACUCACUUAUUAUAUAACAAUUUUUAUUGCAUAUAAACAAAGAAUGAAAAUUUCAUUCAAAUUUCCCUAAAGUUUGAGUGUUUCGAUCAUGAAAAUCGCGUGUGGGAAAAGUGCAAAGUAUAUCAGUUUAAGUGAAAACUAACAAACUUAUUGUUAGUUAAUUUUUUGGUAAAUUUCCUAACAAAAUUUGCCUUUUUCACAGUAGAAAGCAAAAAAAAAACAAUCAAACAACAAAGGAAGCAGACACACCCCCGGACAAUGAAAAUUAAUUGAAUUUAAAAAGCAAAAAGAAAAAUCGACCUAUGUGCUACUUAAUACGCAUUUUAUCAUUUACUAUAACAAUUUAUCCCUUUUCCCAAUCAUUUUGUUUGCAUAUUAAUUAAUUAAUACCUUACAUCCUUGAUCCGAAUUCGAGUUGAAAUAAAAUCAGAGUCUUUUUACACGAAUGACCAGGAAUACAGAAAUAUAUGAAAUUGCAACAUGUCCUACACUGAACUAGAAAGUGGCUAUCAGGAUUUACGGCAGGCAAAUCGUCCUGGAUUCUUUGUCGGACAUGAUGGAAAUAACCGAAACCUCCUCUGCAAAUGGAUAUGAGAUCUUCAUCUUUCUCCUACGGGGGCGACAUUGACAUGUGCGGUGAGAGCAACGAUGGCAUGGAUUCUGAUUGCAGUAUAUCAUCAUGCUCCGGAAAGCAAGUCGUUGUUGGAGUAUGUGCUAUGUCCAAAAAGACCCAAUCAAAGCCCAUGAAAGAAAUUCUAACAAGACUCCAAGAGUUCGAGUAUAUAAAAAUGGUUGUGUUCGAAGAAGAUGUGAUACUAAAGGAACCAGUCGAACAAUGGCAAAUUGUCGAUUGUUUAAUAUCAUUCCAUUCAAAAGGAUUCCCUUUGGAGAAAGCAAUCCAAUAUGCCCAACUUCGAAAACCUUUUGUUAUAAACAAUUUGCACAUGCAAUACGAUAUUCAGGACCGCCGAAGGGUGUAUGCGAUUUUGGAAAGUGAAGGAAUUGAAAUACCCAGAUAUGCUGUUUUAGAUAGAGAUUCACCAGAUCCUAAGCAACACGAAUUGAUUGAAUCUGAAGAUCAUGUUGAAGUGAAUGGAGUAACAUUUAAUAAGCCUUUUGUGGAAAAACCUGUGUCUGCAGAGGAUCACAAUAUCUAUAUUUACUAUCCAACAUCAGCUGGUGGCGGUAGUCAAAGACUGUUUCGCAAAAUUGGAAGCAGAAGUAGUGUCUAUUCCCCAGAAUCCAGAGUGAGGAAAACUGGUUCGUUUAUUUACGAGGACUUUAUGCCAACCGAUGUGUAUUUUUCAGGUACGGACGUUAAAGUCUAUACCGUUGGUCCAGAUUAUGCACAUGCCGAGGCAAGAAAAAGUCCAGCCCUAGAUGGUAAAGUUGAACGUGAUAGUGAGGGCAAAGAAAUUCGUUAUCCUGUAAUUUUAAACAACGCAGAGAAAUUAAUAUCUCGUAAAGUGUGCUUAGCUUUUAAACAAACCGUUUGUGGAUUUGAUCUGUUGAGGGCCAAUGGAAAAUCAUAUGUAUGUGAUGUAAAUGGUUUUAGCUUCGUUAAAAACUCCAAUAAAUAUUAUGAUGACUGUGCCAAAAUACUUGGAAAUAUGAUACUACGCGAAUUGACGCCAACCUUACACAUACCAUGGUCUGUACCAUUUCAAUUAGACGACCCACCAAUUGUGCCGACUACGUUUGGAAAAAUGAUGGAGCUAAGAUGUGUUGUGGCUGUGAUAAGACAUGGAGAUCGAACUCCGAAACAAAAAAUGAAAGUUGAAGUUAGGCAUCCUAAGUUCUUUGAAAUUUUUGAAAAGUAUGACGGCUAUAAACAUGGCCAUGUUAAGCUGAAAAGACCCAAACAAUUACAAGAAAUUCUCGAUAUAGCCAGAUCUCUUUUGGCUGAGAUACAAACAAAAGCUGGAGAAUCGGAAAUCGAAGAGAAACAGGGCAAAUUGGAACAACUAAAGAGUGUUUUAGAAAUGUAUGGUCAUUUUUCUGGUAUAAAUCGAAAAGUUCAAAUGAAAUAUCAACCAAAAGGACGACCAAGAGGAUCUAGCUCCGAUGAGGGUAAUUCCUUAAAAUCUAAUGCUCCAAAAGAACCAUCCCUGGUUUUGAUUCUCAAAUGGGGAGGGGAACUAACGCCUGCUGGACGAAUUCAAGCAGAAGAACUUGGUAGGAUUUUCCGUUGUAUGUAUCCAGGUGGCCAAGGCAGACAUGACUAUUCUGGAACUCAAGGAUUAGGACUACUGAGGUUACACUCGACGUUUCGGCAUGAUUUGAAAAUCUAUGCUUCUGACGAAGGACGGGUUCAAAUGACAGCAGCUGCCUUUGCCAAAGGUCUCUUGGCACUUGAAGGUGAACUAACACCGAUCUUAGUGCAGAUGGUUAAGAGUGCCAAUACAAAUGGACUUCUAGACAACGACUGUGACUCAAGCAAAUAUCAAAAUAUGGCGAAAAAUCGUCUACAUGAGCUUAUGCAGAUCGAUCGUGACUUUACAAAAGAAGACCGAGAGGCUAUAAAUCCUGGAAACAGUAUUAGCAUUAAUCAGGCAAUGGAUUUUGUAAAGAACCCAGUUAAGUGCUGUGCACAUGUACACUCUCUAAUCCAAGAACUGAUGUCGAUAAUAAGUGUGAAAAAAGAUGAUCCCAAGACAAAAGAUGCAAUCUUGUAUCAUGGUGAGACGUGGGAUCUGAUGGGUCGACGAUGGGAGAAAAUCGAAAAAGACUUCUCAACCAAGAGUAAACAAUUUGAUAUCUCGAAAAUUCCGGACAUCUAUGACUGUAUAAAGUAUGACCUUCAACAUAAUCAACACACUCUGCAGUAUGAUCAAGCAGAGGAAUUGUACAUUUAUGCCAAGUAUUUGGCCGACAUAGUCAUACCCCAAGAGUAUGGUUUGACAAUUCAGGAGAAAUUGACGAUCGGUCAGGGCAUUUGUACGCCUUUACUGAAAAAAAUCAAGGCUGAUCUUCAGCGAAACAUCGAGGAAGUUGGUGAAGAGAGUGUAAAUCGCUUGAAUCCUCGCUACAGCCAUGGAGUUUCCAGUCCUGGAAGACAUGUAAGAACCCGGCUGUAUUUUACAAGUGAGAGUCAUGUACAUUCACUGCUCACCGUAUUACGAUAUGGUGGACUUUUGAAUGUGCUCACCGAUGAACAGUGGCGUCGUGCGAUGGACUACAUCUCAAUGGUUUCUGAGUUGAAUUACAUGUCACAGAUAGUGAUUAUGUUGUACGAAGAUCCCACAAAAGAUCCUUGUUCAGAAGAAAGAUUCCAUGUGGAAUUGCAUUUCAGUCCAGGUGUAAAUUGUUGUGUGCAAAAGAAUCUUCCUCCUGGGCCAGGAUUUAGGCCGCAUAGUCGUAACGAUUCGGCCCAUUCGAAAAAUAUUACUCCGACUGUUGGUAUUCGUAUUUCCCAGAGCCCCGAUGAUGCCAAUCCUACAAGAAUCGAUGAAGAGAAUGACUUGAAUUUGGAGGAAACUUCACCAGUACACUCAAAACCACACUCAGAAGAAAAUUCCCCGGAGGAACAAAGUGAGCUAGCAGCAUUGCCAAAAACAGAAAUUCGUUCUAAACACUUAAAAUCCAAACCUAUUCCAAUUGGAUCACAUCAUACAGUUAGCGGACAUGAAGCCCAAGACUUGGCAAAACGAUUAAAUGAAGAGCUUGCCUCCCAACAAGCCAAACAAUCAGGUUCGCUUGAGGUCAAUAGAGCCAUUAGUCCCGAUGGUGAACCACGUUCAAGGUCAUUCGAACAACGCCACCAAAAGACUAAAGAAGAAAAUUCCACUGAAAAAAUGGAAAUUCCGAAAUUCAGUGAAAUUCCUAAUGCUAGACAUAUUAACAAGACCUCAAUACAAAUUCGCGUAACCGAUUCUGUUGCUUUCUUCAAAAUCGAUUCAUCAACCAAUGAAUUACCUUUAUCCGAAAUAGAUUUCUCUAAGAAUCCAUGCACUCCAGAAUCAAUACCGCAGAAGCAUCCAUUGGCCGUUGACGAUAUUGAUGAAACGUCUGGUCUUCGUUACUACCGCAAACGAAACUCACCUAAAAUAUCUCCUUUGGCCACUAACGAACGCCCCCUAUCCUACACAUGCCUAACAUCGCUUUCUUGCUCUGAUAAUAUCAACUUUCUUCCUGAUGGCAGUAGCUUUCGCUCCAGAAGUAAUGUUACAUCUAUACAAUCUCUGGGAACGGAUAAUUGUACUUUGGCAUCGCCCUCCUCUGAUCCUUGUGAGGUUGUGCAGCUUUCUUGCUCUGCUCCCGCAGCUAUUCUAACCCAUGACAUUGAGUGCGAGGUCCCUGCAAUAAUUGCUGAUAUCCCAAUUGUGCAUGCAGAAGAUUUCGAUUCAAUUCCACCUCUAAAAGUUUUUGAAUCAGUUGCAGCUCCCGAUCCUCCCUUGUUGACCAAGCCGCCCAAAUCACAAGCUGGUGGAAGUAAACGUUUAACUCGCCACUUGUCCCAUGACGACUAUCCCUUAUUAAAUGGUAAAUCUGUUUUGGUGCCUUUAUUGCUGGAACCCGACCCCAAUUCAUCUGACUUAUCCCCAGCAAAUGCUAGCUUGAGUGAUUUCAAUCUCACCACUAACCCAGAAAUGUCAUGCGAUUGCAUGAACACUACUAACAAUACUAAUAACUGUUGUUGCAACCCGCCAUUGUCUACAUCCGUGUCCAUGUGUAAUAUGUCAUUUAAUUUGUUUAAUUCAAAUUUAUUAACAAACGAUAAUAAUUCUCAUCAAUCCACCCAUGCUACUACUACUACUACAUCCAAUCCCACCAUACCCACCACGAACUUUCAACCAAAUAAAAAUGACAUUUUAAAAUUGGCAUCUGCCAAAUUGACAAAUAACGAAAAACUCACCACAAAAAUUAUCACAAACAAACAUCAACAAUUAUUAUUGGCAAAUAAUAAAACUAAACCACAUCAUACAAACAUAAAACUCACUACUACCACAGACAAUGCUACAUCGACUUCAAGCUCAUCGUCGGCAUCUUCUCGACGCCAAAGGCACAGUAUUGCCGGCCAGAUGACAUACAUGAAAAUGCUAGGAUUCGGAGGCUUUGGCAAAAAGAUGGCCACCAGCACAAACAGUUUAUUUAGUACAGCGGUAAUUAGCGGCAGUUCAUCGGCACCAAAUUUGCGUGAUAUGAUACCGAGUACAGCGACACCAUCAGCAGUCCUUGAAGGAUUCGGCGGUGUACCACCAAUUCGUCCACUGGAAACUCUACACAAUGCGCUUUCCUUAAAGCAAUUGGAUGUGUUUUUGGAAAAAAUGACAGUUGCACCUCUAUUCAAAACACCUGCAUCAUCGCCACCAAAAAAUCCAUCUACACCAAUUCCGACUCCAUCACAAACGUCCGUUAAUUUGCCAAUAGAAGCUGAAAAGCCUGCAACUACUCCAACAAAUUUAUGUAGUGGACAAUUGGAAGGAAAUGAAAUAUUAACAACAACAUCAACAACAACCGGAAGUUCUAUACCCGGAUGUCCAUUAAAUGAUCCUUCACCUUGUGGUGAUAGCAGUAAUUGGAGUAAACAAUCAAGUUUAGCUAGCAGCACGGAACCAUCAUCACCUGCUGUUUCUGAUAGUUAUUCACAUGGAACACCUAGUGGAGAGAUGUCAAUGAGUUUAACAAGUACUGAUGGGUUUAAUGUCUUGCCAACAGCUGAAGAACUGGCGAAAUUCUUCCCACAGCUCGAUGAUGAUCUAAAUUCAGUUUAUGUUCAACUAAAUAGUGACAACUUGGAUCCUGAUGUAUUCAAUCCUCCCACGGAGGGAGACAAAAGUUGCUGUCUCACACCUGUCAGCAUGUGCAUGGACCUUAGCACUGCAGCUACCAAAGGUUCAAUAACACUUUCCAUUGAAAAUGAAGACGAAGAUGAAGCAACCCUCUCAGCAGCAACCACACCCUCCCUUCCACCAGAUGAAUUCAGCCCACAUACAAUCGAGACUGAAGUAUAUCGUGAGACGGAGCGUUUCGAAUUGAGACCUCCGGCUCGAAAGCCAACUGAUCCAAUUUCACCAAAGAUCCAAAAGCAAAUAAGUCUCUUUGAAAAAGAACCCUCAUCACCUUCACCUCGAUCACCGCCACAGGUAAUCCGCAGAAAGAAAUUCGAAAAUGUAACAACUCAAUUUCUGACUCAAUCGGCUUCGAAUUCGAAUUUCAAAAAUUUCGAAAGUAACACUUUGCAGAAAAAAUCCAAACCCAAUAAAGAAGAUGAUGAUCCGGAAUCAAAAACCCGAUCUUGUUCAAAUUUAAAAACCGAUUCCAUAUCGAAUCUAUCACAAUCAACAUCAUCAUCUGCGGCAGCGGCAGCAGCAGCAGCGGCACAAAAAAAUCCAGGAGCAGUUAUUGUGAAGGAAAUUUUCAUAGAACCACCAAGAAGAAUUUCAAGGAGUUUUCAUGGCAAAACUCAAAGUAUGGAUGCGGGUUUUUUAUUUUCAGAUUUUCUUAACGUCCCAACAACGACCCUAACAAGACAAGGAAGUACUGGUGCAACAAUUUCCGGCAAUGAUGGCAAUCAAAGUUUUAGUGCGAAUACUUCACCUUCGGCUAAACAAAGAUUUACAACAAACAAAGUUGAUGAUAAUAAUUUUCGAAAAGCUAAAUAUUAAUAAAUUGAAUUUGUUAAUAUUUUUGAUUUUAUGUUUUUAAAACUGUUUCCGUCUGUGUGUUAAGUUACUAUGACUAGAAUAUUAUCAUAUUGUAUGUGUUCUUAUAAAAUUUAUAAAUUAAGUCCAAUAUUAAUUUUAGAAGUAUUCUUUUAUGUAAAUUAGUUAAGUUACCAUAACUUUAUUUUUAGAUUUAGAAAUAAAAAAGAGUGUAUUUUAAAAAAAUUAAAAAUAAAGAAAGUCUUUAAGGCUGUGCUUUCAA
Messenger RNA from Eupeodes corollae, 7022 nucleotides. RefSeq names its product inositol hexakisphosphate and diphosphoinositol-pentakisphosphate kinase. The record is from RefSeq and is a predicted model, not a curated record. The transcript has 20 exons. Gene Ontology annotation, cellular component: cytosol. Gene Ontology annotation, biological process: inositol phosphate biosynthetic process; inositol metabolic process. The coding region runs from base 740 to 6763 and encodes 2007 amino acids. Gene Ontology annotation, molecular function: inositol hexakisphosphate kinase activity; diphosphoinositol pentakisphosphate kinase activity; 5-diphosphoinositol pentakisphosphate 1-kinase activity. Lineage: Eukaryota; Metazoa; Arthropoda; Insecta; Diptera; Syrphidae.